Messenger RNA from Myodes glareolus (Bank vole), 953 nucleotides. It is a transcript of the gene Tmem42, whose product is annotated as transmembrane protein 42. Lineage: Eukaryota; Metazoa; Chordata; Mammalia; Rodentia; Cricetidae. The record is from RefSeq and is a predicted model, not a curated record.
UGGCUCCGCCCUUGCCGGGCUCACGGAGGCUCGGCUGCGGCGGGCGCAGCGGGCCUCAUGGCGGCCGGGCCGCCUACCUCUGGUACCGCCGUAUCCGCAGCCGCCUACCCCGACUCCCCCGUGGAGCUCCCCGCUCGCCUCCGGGCCGGCGCCAUGCGGAGCCGCUUCUGGGGCGUGCUCAACUGUCUGUGUGCCGGCGCGUUCGGGUCUCUGGCGGCCGCCGCGGCCAAGCUGGCCUUCGGCGGGCAGGUGAAUAUUGGCGUGUGUGUCUUAGGCAUUAUUGCCAUGGCAAGCACCAAUUCUCUGAUGUGGACCUUCUUUAGCCGGGGCCUCAGUUUCUCUAUGUCUUCAGCCAUUGCAUCUGUCACAGUGACAUGUUCGAACAUACUCAGCUCGGCCAUCUUAGGCUACGUGCUGUACGGAGAAUGCCAGGAGGUCUUGUGGUGGGGAGGGGUGUUCCUCAUCCUCUGUGGACUCACCCUGAUCCACAGGACGCUCCCACCCACCUGGGAGGCAAGCAAGCAGCAGUGACGCAAAUCGGUUGCAUAGACCCACCGUAGAGGUGACCGCGAUGCCCAGCCAGGGGUUGGCAAGUAGGACUGCCACCAGGGUGGCCUGGGAGUGCAGCCUUUGACUGUCGGCCGUAAGGAGAUGCCCGGCCAACCGCAGGCCUCUGGCCAGCUCUCAGCCUGGAGUGUUGGAGCAUUAGCUCCUGUAAAAUGACGAUAACCACUCCAGCAUGAGGCCCAAACCCUUCGUGUUGGUACAGGGCUCCGAUUCGUGGGCUCCAGGGCUGCCCUGCAUCCUCCAACCUGACCAUGACCCUUCACACACCCCGGAGUCGGCAGCUGGUGGGAAGCACCCUUGUAAUGUGUCAGGUAGUCUGUCAACGCCUAUGAAUCCACAGCAAAGGAAGGAAACUUGGGCUAAUAAAUCCUACUUUAUAAGAUAAA